GAGCGCGCGCUACCAAGUUAAGUCCGGUUCAGCAGGAAAGGCGAUGGCACGACGAAACGACGAAACCGUGGCUCUCGCUACUUCUGAAGCGUCUACAAAUCACAUCGAACCACCACCGUCGUACACUGAAAUUAAUCCAAACGCUCAAAACAGCAAUCCAGUCCGCCUAAUGGCGACUACUAACGCCGGUCCGCAAGCCGCUAGACCUACUGGGGCCCCCGGUGCUCACCCACUCUCUCAAAAUGCCGUCACUGCUCAACCGCGUCGCGUCGUCUUCAACGAGGCGUCGAUGUCGGUGCUUCAGCACAUGCGGAAUUGUAAUCCGCAAGCUGCGCAGCAGCUCAACAGCUUGGUCGGCAACAUUGCCACCAAUCUCGAGAACCGAACGGCUUAUGACGUCAGCUUCAUGCCCAAUGAGUUGGAUUACGAGUAUCUGCUCUCGUCUUUGCUACUUCCGGGCGAGCGUGUCGUGACGGAAACGGCCGCUCAGAUUGAGCAUGCGCAGGUGAUUAUACGAGAUGAUCAGGAGCAGGUGAAGUAUAGUCUCCCUAGGGGUCGCACUGUGCUGACUAACAAGAGGCUCAUUUUUGUGUCGAGUUCUGCUGAUCGAGAGUCAACGCUGUCAGCAGACAGGAAAGUCGGAUCUCUAAGUUUGUACAAGUUGUCGUCGGAAGCAAAAAACUCUAUCUGCUUCUUUCCCAUCAUGACCAGUUCUGUGAAAUGGGCGAUGCUGUCAUCCACGGCAACGAGCAAGUGGAGCAGCUCGAUUAAGGGUCUCCUCAGCUGCUCUGCAUUGUGUGGCAAGUCUGAAGAGGUGACCUCAUGGAAUUACGAUCAACCGUUGAAUUUUGUUCGGAAUAUUCGAAUCGUUCGCUUGGGGGUGAUCAUGCCUCCGUUUGAUAAACCAAUGGUGGCCGACGUUAUGUUGGUCUCCGGCUACUCCAUUCGUGUAGCAGCAGACUUUGUGUCCAAGAUUCAAUCUGCUGUCACUGCCACUGAGCCGGAAAACCGACCCGAACAGUAGAUGUCUGUGGUCAAUACUGAGCUGAGAUUUUAGGGUUAGUUUUGAAGGAUAGUUUUGUCUUUGUGUCUGGAUUAAUUAGAGAAUAGAAUGCAAUGUAUUAGUUAGGGUGUUGUAAAUUUGUUAGGCCAACGUGAUAAUCACGUGAUAGUAAUAAGUUGUGAUGACUUGCUGGAAUGUGAAACCGGUUUGUUUGAAGAAAUCAUUUGAUUAAUUAGAUAUUUUUAUCUAACGUGCUA
Molecule: messenger RNA, 1260 nt
Organism: Corticium candelabrum
Lineage: Eukaryota; Metazoa; Porifera; Homoscleromorpha; Homosclerophorida; Plakinidae
Exons: 5
Coding region: 44-1024 (326 amino acids)
Source: RefSeq, a predicted model, not a curated record